Phyllopteryx taeniolatus (common seadragon) is the source of this 1238-nucleotide messenger RNA. Its product is annotated as aly/REF export factor 2-like. The transcript has 6 exons. Gene Ontology annotation, biological process: mRNA export from nucleus. Gene Ontology annotation, molecular function: mRNA binding. The coding region runs from base 132 to 905 and encodes 257 amino acids. Lineage: Eukaryota; Metazoa; Chordata; Actinopteri; Syngnathiformes; Syngnathidae. Gene Ontology annotation, cellular component: nucleus. The record is from RefSeq and is a predicted model, not a curated record.
CGUUAAGUGUUUACGCAUUUCCGCUUAUCGCAACACGGCGCCACCAGAGGAACUUCCCCCAACCAGUUACAGUUGUCCUGACCUAACUUCUUUGUUCUCCGGCGCUUUCCGAAACAAGCUUAAGCUUCACCAUGGUCGACAAAAUGAGCAUGUCUCUGGACGACAUUAUCAAGCUGAACAACAAAGGAAGCCGUGGCGGAGGUUCGUCCCGCGCGAGUGAACGUUCAGCUGUCGCCGGUGGCUCCUCGAGGUCGACGCGGAGUCGAACGAAUCAUUUCAACCGCGAGAGAGGCAACAGGCCCGCACCGUACACCAGACCCAGAGAGUUGCCAGACAAAUGGCAGCACGACAUGUUUGAGCAGCAUGCUGGUGAACAUAGAGGACAGAGCUCAGGAGCAGACAGAAGUACAGAAAAUAGCACUAAACUGCUCAUUUCCAAUCUGGAUUUUGGAGUGUCUGACACAGACAUCAAAGAGCUGUUUGAAGACUUUGGGCCUCUGAGGAAAGUAUUGGUCCACUAUGACCGGUCUGGUCGCAGCAAAGGAAGUGCAGAUAUUUGCUUUGAAAAUACAGCAGAUGCAAUCACAGCCAUGAAGCACUAUAAUGGAGUCCCUCUAGAUGGUCGCCCUAUGAAGAUCGUACAAGUGACAUCAGACGUCGACUCGCAAAGUAGAAUAUACACACAGAGCUCCAACAGAGGCUUUGAUAGGAGUAGGCUCGGUCAGCCCACGUUUGAUAGGGGUGACAGAAAUGAAUGGAGUGAAAGGAGGAGAGGCGGCAACAGUGGAGGCUCAAGAGGUUGGGGAAGUGGACGAGGGAGAGGGAGAGGAAACAGACCCCAGCUGUCAGCUGAAGAGUUGGAUGCCCAGUUGGAUGCUUACAAUGCUAUGGCGAACAACAAUUAGCAUUUUGGAAAGAAACCUGCAAUCCACAUUUUUUUUUUUUAAUCAUCAUGGGUCUUAUUUCUUUUUGUUUAGAAACCAUUUUGCUGUAUGGAACAAUGUGUUCCGUUUUAAAUAUUUUACUGUUCUCGAUUCCAUGUUAAUGUCGGAUUGUCUUUGGUGAGAGGCCAACACAUGUUCUUGCUCCCUAAAUAGCUCUCAUUUUUUAAUUGCAAGAUGAUUUAGUACUUUAAUACCCUUUUUGUGUUAAAUUGUUUCAUAAUGUCUGUCACUUGGUACUGUAUACUUGACAUGUGAACAUCCCAGGGUUUUGUACAUAAACAUACAAUCAAAUUG